UUCCUGAAUAUUAUAUAGAAAGAGAUUUGAAUAAUUUAUUUAAAAAAAAUUUUUUUUUAUAAUUUUUUUUUGAAAAAUUGAAAAUUUUUAUACUCACGUUAAAAAAAAUUUUUUAAAUCGUAAAAAGUAAAAGAUUUACAUUAAAAGAUGAAUUGCAACGCCGUUUGUCCGUUGGCAAGCAACAAUUUUAGUGGUACAUCAUUAGCAUCAGCAUGUGGCGGUGGAGCAUUUAUACUUUUUAUGGGAAUAUUGGAGCAAUUUAUUCGUAAAAAAUGUGACUUGGAAGAUCCAUGCCGUCGUGUAUCGUCAAAAAAUAUUCCUAAUAACAGUUAUGACUUUAUUGUGAUUGGAGGAGGAAGUGCCGGUGCCGUGGUUGCCUCGAGGCUAUCAGAAGAAGAAUGUUUUUCCGUAUUACUUUUGGAGGCAGGAUUAGAUGAACCGGCAUGGUCACAAGUGCCAUCAUUUUUUUUCAAUUAUUUACAUACCGAUAUGGAUUGGCAAUAUACAACUGAGAGCGAGGAAAAUGCUUGUCUCAAUAAAAAGGAUAGUAAAUGCUACUGGGGAAGGGGAAAGGUUCUUGGAGGCACCAGUGUAAUGAAUGGAAUGAUGUAUAUGAGAGGAUCUAGAAAAGAUUACGACAAUUGGGAAAAAUUGGGUAACAAAGGUUGGUCCUAUCGUGAUGUACUCAAGUAUUUCAUGAAAAGUGAAAAUAAUUUACAACUAGAUAAAGUAGAUGCUGGAUAUCAUAGUAGAGGAGGACCACUUGCAGUAACUCAAUUUAAUCAUCAUUUCCCAAUUAGCUAUGACAUUCUCAACGCUGGUAAAGAAUUGGGUUACAAUACCGGUGAUUUGAAUGGAAGAAAUCACACUGGAUUUAUGAUCGCUCAAACAAAUUCAUUACAAGGAUCAAGAUUUUCAAGUGCUCGAGCUUUUGUUCGACCGGCUCGUAAUCGUAAAAAUUUCCACGUUAUGCUCAAUUCAACAGUGACAAAAAUUAUUUUCGAUAACAAUAAGAAAGCCGUGGCUGUUGAAUUUUAUAAAAAUGGAAAACUUAAUAAAGUUGGCGUCAAUAAAGAGGUCGUUGUUAGUGGAGGAGCCGUUAAUUCACCGCAAAUACUUCUAAAUAGUGGAAUUGGAGCAAAAAAAGAAUUGGAAAAAGUGAAUGUUCCAGUGGUGAACGAUCUGCCAGGAGUUGGAGAAAAUCUACAUAAUCAUGUUUCCUAUGGACUUUCAUUCACCAUUGAUGAACCUAAUAACAAUACGUUAAAUUGGGCGACUGCGAUGGAAUAUUUGACUGAAGGAAGAGGUCCCAUGUCUGGUACAGGAAUUUCGGAAGCGACAGGAAUGAUAAACACAAAAUACGCAAAUCCAAAUGAGGAUCAUCCGGAUAUACAACUUAUUUUCGGUGGCUAUUUGGCGGCCUGUUCCGAGACUGGAGCAAUCAAUGAAAAUUCAGAAUCACCACGAAAUAUCAACAUUUAUCCAACCGUUCUUCAUCCAAAAAGUAAGGGAUACCUUCGUUUGAGAAAUAAUGAUCCCCUCUCAAAACCAAUGAUUUCUCCAAAAUAUUUCUCUCAUUCUGAUGACAUUGGUGCUUUGACUGAGGGAAUCAAGUUUGCGAUACGAUUAACAGAGACCAACGCUCUUAAAAAAUACAACAUAAAGCUUGAUAAGACACCGGUGGAAGGUUGUGAAAACUUUGAAUUCGGCACUGAUGCAUAUUGGAAGUGUGCCGUAACGAGGGACACAAAUGCAGAAAAUCAUCAAGCCGGUUCUUGUAAAAUGGGUCCCGACACGGAUCCAAUGGCUGUUGUUGAUAAUGAAUUGAAAGUUAAAGGUGUGUCUGGUGUUCGAGUCGCUGAUACCAGUAUAAUGCCUGAUGUUAUUUCUGGAAAUACACACGCUCCAGCUGUGAUGAUUGGCGAAAGAGCGGCAGAUUUUAUCAAAAACUGUUGGAAUUCAUAUAGAAAUCAAUGUAAACAGUAUCAUAAUGGUUAUGUUCAUGAUCACUAUUAUCAUUAUCAGCAUCAUCAUUUUGAACAUUUUCAACAACCACCACAUUAUUAUGAUAUUUAAAUUUAGAGAUUUUAUUUUUAAGCUAUUAAGACAAAGAAUAUCAUGUGAUUAAUUAUAUUUGUGUACUGUGACUUAGUUAAUAAUAAAAAAAUUUACUAGAAAAUUAAGGGACGCAUGAUUAUUCCCCAAAUGUCAUUUUUCCGAAAUGUCAUUUUACCGAACUUUUGCGAAUUGUCAUUUUUGCGAGAAG
Molecule: messenger RNA, 2266 nt
Organism: Leptopilina heterotoma
Lineage: Eukaryota; Metazoa; Arthropoda; Insecta; Hymenoptera; Figitidae
Product: glucose dehydrogenase [FAD, quinone]-like
Exons: 8
Coding region: 148-2076 (642 amino acids)
Molecular function (GO): oxidoreductase activity, acting on CH-OH group of donors; flavin adenine dinucleotide binding
Source: RefSeq, a predicted model, not a curated record